AUGAAUCCCGUUUCAUUUCCUAGUCAAAUACCUAGAACAAUCAAAGAUACAAGUUACGAUCUCCACAAAUUAUUAGACGAGACAGAAAUAUCCAUGAUCAAAACUAUAUUUGAACAAGAAGAUGAUAAAAGAAUCAACAAGGAACAACUAAGAGAAGUUCUAUGGAGAAUAGCUAGUAUAGAAUAUGAUGAUGAUAAACAAUUCGAUAAAAUCUUCGAAAAAAUGAAUCACACCUGUAAUGGAUUUGUGACAUGGGACGAGUUCAUCUCAUAUUUAAUUUUAGGAUUUGAACAACAAGAAAUUAGUGUUGACUAUAAAACAUUGGAUCCUCCAAUUCCAGUUUCACCGACAAUAGUAAAAAGUAAUCAUCGUUAUAAUAUAAAUAGAAUAACGUUCUAUCCCACAGUUAAACCGGACAGAUCAAGUACCUGGAACGACGGAAGUAUAGUAACCUGCAGUCAUGACGGUACAAUCAACUAUUGGUCAUUGGAUAUGAAAAUCGAAAGAACCGCAAAAUCAACGUGCCCCUAUCUUAAAGUACAAAAAACGAGCGUAACCGAUAUGGCGGUACUACCAGACGUCAGCGUUAUCUGUACUUCAAGCAGCGAAAGGGAUUUACGAUUUUAUGAUACGUCAGCACGAAAAUUUCGACUCCGAGUCAUGAUAGUUUCGAUUCCAUUCGCGAUUACUGCGAUGUAUUAUAUUUUCGAUAAGAAUUUAUCGGUACCUUCGAAACUAAUUUGCGGGGAUACAUCGGGAAGCGUUAAAGUUAUAUUUAUCGAUUCCGAAGCACGAGGUCCGUUUAAAAGUCAAUCUGGUAUUUCCUUACAGGAAGCAAGAUAUCAUCAAGCUCUGAACGGUGUUAUACCUAAUAUGAGAAUAACAGAAAUAAAUAACAUACAUUCGGAUUUUAUAAGACAAGUUUCGUAUUAUUCUAGCUUGCAUAGUGUCGUGACUUGCGCACAAUGUUUUAAAGGAUUGCAGAUAACGGAUAUUACGGAUCAAAAUAAAUUCUACGUAUUUAAAAUUAUUGGUGGAGUUUGGAGUUUUACUGUAAGCGAAUCUAAUCAUUUAGUUGCUACUGGAGGACCCGAUCGUUUGGUAAGAGUAUGGAAUCCUUUUGUUCAAGGAAGACCAAUUUGCACAUUUUACGGUCACCGUACGGGAAUUGUACAAAUGCAAUUUCAAGAUUCAGGAUCACGAUUAUACAGCCUUUCAAAAGAUAAAUGCAUAAAAAUAUGGGACGUGGCAAGUCAAGAAAUUCUUCAAACUUAUUUAGAGCUACCGAGUACUUUGGGUAACGAUUUGACCUCUUUGUACAAUCCAGAAAGUAGACAGUGGAUUAUUGCUAGUGUUUUGAUCGCAACGGUGCCAUUAAGUCCGAAAGAAAGCUCUGAACAUACUGAUGGUAAUACUCAUACUAGUGGUGUAUCCGUCGUGUUGUUUAACAGAUUAUACCAGAUUAUCGUAACUUGCGGCUUAGAUAGUUAUAUAAUCGUAUGGAACCCUUGGGAUGGAAGACGUCUACUACUAAUCAAAGAUGCUCACACUGUUAUGUUACAUGGUGGAAUUAUGCCAGUUGAAAUAACUGCUGCUACUUUCGAUCCCGGCUAUCAACGUUUAUUAACUGGUGCACAUGAUGGUACAUUGAAAAUUUGGAAUUUCAAUACCGGUACAUGUUUGAGGAACAUGAAAAUUGAUCAAUGGUAUGAAAUACAAUCCGUAAUUUGGGUGAAAGGUAGGAUUAUGGCGAUAGGCUGGAACAGACGAAUUACUGAAUUCGCAGAUACAUAUACAUUUAGCAAAAAUUGGGAUCUUCAGCACUCCGAAGAUGUGAGUUGCGCCGUAGUUAGGAUACCAGAAGCUAUAGCUACUAGUUCAUACAAUGGAGAAUUGAUUUUGUGGAGACUAGUAACUGGACAACCAUACAAGAAAUUUAAUGUAUCAAAACCAAAUGUGAGGAUAAAAAUAGAUUAUCAAUUGGUGAAGGUAAAAGAUAAGUUUCAAGACGAUACCCCUUCUAGAAAAGUAACUUCAAUACCACAAAAGAUAAGAACUUCGAUUAUACCACGUCUGUCGAUGGAUUCGCCUUUAUCAGGUCCCGUUAAGCAUACCGUAAGAAAAUUGAGAGAUAGGAGAGUUUCUACAAUUAUAGUACCCGAUGAAAUGAUCCAUCUUAAGAAAUUAGCCGUUCACACAAUGUUAUUUUUGAAUGCUAGAAAAACCGACCCGAAAAUAGGGACAUUACUUGUCGCUUUGGAAAACGGGAAUAUCCAAGUUUGGAGUCACCACAUUACAGGAGGAUAUAUCACACAGUUUUCUGCUAUACAUAAAGCUGGUGACUAUGUUAUAUCUAUGACCACAGAUGAAGAAAAUCAUUUCUUAUUCACAGGAACAACUGUUGGUUAUAUAAAAAUCUGGCUGUUGAGAAAUUAUUGCGUCCUUGAAGAAGAAAAAGAACACAUCUGCAUGCCUAUGUACCGAUUGAGGUUUCCCUUCAUGUGGGGAGAUAGAUUUGUUGGCAGGGCCAGAAGGAUGCAACGUAAUCAACCAUUUCCCAUACUUUUAAGUAGCUUCAAAGGACAUUCUAUGCCUGUAUCUGGUAUACUGUACAUCGAUAAGUGUGAAUUAAUUGUAAGUUGUAGUGCUGAUUUUAGUAGUCGAAUGUGGACUCUCGGAGGAAGGUAUUUGCAAACUAUAGGAACUUUCAAGCCGUGGAAGCCUCUUUCAUCAGAAGAACCCGUUGAGACUGAUUUUGAAUUCGAUAUCCCUCCAGAUAUUAAAAAAGUAGCAAGCUCGACCACCCUCAGGGUUUUAUGUGGUGGUUCAUUCCCUAAAAGGUUAACUAUAAAACAACUAAAAAAAUUGCAAGAAAAAGAUCACGUCGAUAUCGAUGCAAACAAAAUUUAUGGAAAAGCUUUAGAGGAACCUAUUCUUGGACAUUAUUUCAAUAUUUCUGAAAGAACCGUAAAACCUAGAAAGAUCGAAUUCGAUACUUCAUUUUCUUACAUUCCAGUUUUUCAACAUUUGAUUACUCCACCACCAGUACCUAUCGAAAGAGAAAAAGUUGGUAUAGAUUUGCCACAAGAAGAAACGAAAUGA
Molecule: messenger RNA, 3102 nt
Organism: Diorhabda sublineata
Lineage: Eukaryota; Metazoa; Arthropoda; Insecta; Coleoptera; Chrysomelidae
Gene: WDY
Product: WD repeat-containing protein on Y chromosome
Exons: 12
Coding region: 1-3102 (1033 amino acids)
Molecular function (GO): protein binding; calcium ion binding
Source: RefSeq, a predicted model, not a curated record